AUGAUAGAAAGCCAGAGUACGACUCUGUCGUCUACAGAACUCCAGAGUGUGGAAUUCCGGGAAACAAACAUCCAAACGCAUGUUUCCAGUUCAACGUUGGCAAAUGAACCUAUCAAGCUUGAUAUAGAACAUGCAGUAGUUGAGGAUGAUCCUCGAAUGUGGUCCAACGCGAAGAAGAACGUUGUUUUGUUCAUCAUAUCUGGAGCAUCAAUGAUCGCAGGUUUGUGUGCGAAUAUACAAAACCCUGCCAAUGCCCAAAUUGAGCAGCAGCUACACACCAACGGCGAGAACAUCAGCCUGAGUUUGUCUCUUUUCAUUCUCGUUCAAGGCAAUUUUCCUGUCAUGUGGAGCGCAAUCAGCGAGAUCAAGGGCCGCAAGAUGGUGUACCUUUUCUCCAUAGCACUGUUUACACUUGGGUCGGUAAUCGUGGCCAUAUCCAGAACGAUUGGCUUGUUGAUCGGCAUGCGUAUUCUGCAAGGCGCAGGGUCAAGCGCUGUUAUCGCUAUCGGAGCUGCCACUCUUGCCGACAUAUACGAGCCGCAUCAAAGAGGAAAAAUGAUGGGUGUCUUCUAUUCUGCACCUCUUCUCGGUCCCUCGUUGGGGCCAAUUAUCGGUGGUGCACUCACACAGGGCCUCGGCUGGCGGGCGAUUUUCUGGUUCCUAGUCAUCUGGGGCGGCAUAAUAUUUUCGGCGUUCCUUUUCUUGUUCAAGGACACCUUCCGGAAGGAAAGGAGUGUGACGUACCAGAAUGUAUUGAAGAGGAGGCUCCGAGAGCAACAGUCGUCAGAAGCAAAGGACGACUCGCGAAACAUCUCAGAGAAGGAAUUACGAGUGAAUGGCGAAAACCAGACGUCGAAGGACAUUGAAGCACAGCCAGCGGUCAUACCAGCAUUAGCCAUCAGAGAAGUAAAGCUGUCUAUUGCUGAUGUCAACCCUUUUCCUCCAUACCUAUCGAUUCUCAACCGCAAGAACAACUUUGUUAUCCUGAUACCAUCAGGAUUAAUUUUUGCAUUUAGCUUUAGCAUUGCAUAUACAUGCGCAAGAACAUUGUCGAUGUAUUAUAAUUAUGAUGCUCUGAAGACCGGCCUCGUCUUACUUGCCUAUGGUAUUGGCUCUGUAACCGGCAGCAUAUUAGGUGGACGUUGGUCCGAUCGGACACUUGCUCGGCUGAAGGCAGCGAAUGGAGGAGUUAGCUUUCCAGAGAUGCGCCUUGAGAGUACAAAAGUCGCCAUGGUGUGGUUACCUCUUUCUGUGAUUGGAUAUGCCUGGGUGUGCCAAGAACGGGUCAACGUUGCUGCGAUAUGUGUGAUGCUUUUCCUCGCAGGAUUUUUAUCCAUAUGGAUCUACACGAGCACGCUGGCAUACAUUGUCGAUGCAAACACUGGUCGCUCAUCAACGGCAGUAGCGACCAACAGUUCUUUCCGCGGUCUGUCUGCUUUUGUUGCUGCUGAGAUUGCUAUUCCCCUACAAGAUAGUAUUGGCGACGGUGGUCUGUAUACGCUCUGGGCGGGGCUGUUGGUCAUUGCUAAUUGUAUUAUUCUACUGGUGUUGUACAAAGGCAGGAAGUGGAGAGAAGCCAGUGUUGAGCGGGAGAAGCAGAAGCUGGAUGGCAAGUAG
Suillus fuscotomentosus is the source of this 1617-nucleotide messenger RNA. RefSeq names its product major facilitator superfamily domain-containing protein. Gene Ontology annotation, molecular function: transmembrane transporter activity. The coding region runs from base 1 to 1617 and encodes 538 amino acids. Lineage: Eukaryota; Fungi; Basidiomycota; Agaricomycetes; Boletales; Suillaceae. Gene Ontology annotation, biological process: transmembrane transport. The record is from RefSeq and is a predicted model, not a curated record. The transcript has 10 exons.